Notodromas monacha is the source of this 2570-nucleotide messenger RNA. Lineage: Eukaryota; Metazoa; Arthropoda; Ostracoda; Podocopida; Cyprididae. The record is from the annotation of a GenBank genome assembly.
AUGGCAUCCCACCGGCUAUUGUCUUGCGUAUCCGUCCUAAAUCAAUUUAAAUCUGGACUGAAGCCGCAACUAAUAACUAAUCGGCCCUGGAGCUCAACCUUAAGUGUUCGAACCAUGAGUUUUGUUCACACGAAAGUGAAAAAACACGACAACGGGGUGGCUGUGCUUAUGAUUGAUAGCCCUGGAACAAAGGUCAAUACACUAAAUCGGGAAACAAUGCAAGAGCUGUCACAGCGUAUGCAAGAGUUGAAGAACGACGAUUCUGUGAAGUCGGUUGUGCUUAUGUCGGGCAAGCCGAAGUGUUUCAUCGCGGGGGCAGAUAUCAAAAUGUUGGCGCAGUGCAAAACUGCUGAGGAAGCCGCGAAAAUUUCCUCGGAUGGACAAGUUCAGCUUCAACAGAUCGAGGACAGUUCAAAGCCUGUGAUAGCUGCUAUUUUUGGUUCAUGUUUGGGAGGUGGACUUGAGGUUGCUUUGGCGUGCAAGUAUCGGAUUGGAAUGAAAGAUCCUUCAACGACGAUCGGAUUGCCGGAAGUUAUGCUAGGUUUAUUGCCUGGUGGUGGUGGUACCCAGAGAUUGCCUAAACUCGUACCACUUCCGAAAGCGCUCGACAUGGUGUUGACCGGAAGAUCACUGAAAGCAGAUCAAGCUAAGAAAUUGGGUGUUUUGGAUGCGGUUGUGGAUCCGUUAGGCCCGGGCUUGAAGCCACAAGAGCUGAGGAAUAUGGAGUAUUUGGAAGAAGUCGCGGUCAAGACGGCUGCUGCGAUAGCAAACGGCUCAAUAAAAGUCGAUAGAACAAAGAAGCCACUUCUUGCGAAAGCUACUGACUACAUCAUGAACAUCGGUUUUGUUCGUGACAAGAUUUUUGAGAAAGCAAAAGGCCAAGUAAUGAAGCAAACCAAUGGGUUAUAUCCAGCGCCUCUGCGGAUUUUGGAAGCCGUUAAAACAGGACUUGAAAAAGGCUCCAAAGCUGGUUACAAGGCUGAAUGCCAAGGCUUCGGUGACCUCGCUGCGACAAAUGAAGCAAAGGGGUUGAUGUCAUUAUUCCACGGUCAGACCGAAUGUAAGAAAAAUCCUUACGGGGAACCGAAACGACCUGCAAAAACUCUUGCCGUCCUUGGGGCUGGGCUAAUGGGUGCCGGUAUUUGCCAAGUUUCUCUGAACAAGGGGUAUACCGUAUUGAUGAAGGAUGUCAACUACAAAGGACUUGCUCGUGGGCAGAGCCAAAUUUCGAAAGGUUUCGGCGCUGCUGUUAAACGCAAGAGAAUCUCGCGCAUGGAUAAGGAACGGUAUGAGUCAAAUUUGAUUCCUUCUCUGGAUUACUCCAAGUUUGGCGGAGUUGACAUGGUGAUUGAAGCCGUGUUUGAAGACUUAUCGCUGAAGCAUAAAGUAAUCAAAGAAGUCGAACCUCACCUUCCUGAACAUGCCAUCUUUGCUACCAACACUUCAGCUCUGCCGAUCGCGAAAGUUGGUGCGGUUACCACACGCCCCGAUCGAUUCAUUGGUAUGCACUACUUCUCACCUGUAGACAAGAUGCAGUUGCUUGAGAUCAUCGCGACGGAGAAAACGUCAAAGGAUACCAUUGCCUCCGCCGUUAAGGUUGGUUUGAAGCAAGGAAAAGUUGUGAUUGUAGUCGGCGACGGGCCUGGCUUUUACACCACUAGGAUUUUGGGUGCCACGAUGACGGAAGUCAUCAGAGUUUUCCAAGAAGGAGAGGAUCCAGAAAAAAUUGAUCGUUUGUCCAAGCAAUUCGGAUGGCCAGUGGGUGCAGCCACACUUGCUGACGAAGUUGGUGUCGACGUCGCCUAUCAUGUGGGGAACGAUUUGAGUGAGGCAUUUGGGGACAGAUUCGCUGCCGGGAACGUGAACGUGUUGAAAGAUAUGGUGGACGCUGGAUUUCUUGGAAGGAAAUCUGGAAAGGGUUGUUUUAUUUAUGACGGAAAGAAAACGUCUGGAUCCAGGCCCAUGAAUAACGAGGCUCUGGAAAUCAUCAAACGUUACCGGCUGGAACCGAAGGGAAUGAACAGUGAUUCUGAUCUUCAGCUGCGACUUGCGGGAAGAUUCAUCAACGAAGCAAUCAUGUGCCUUGAAGAAGGCAUUCUGCGUUCACCGUUGGAAGGAGACAUCGGUGCCGUUUUUGGCCUUGGUUUCCCACCAUUCACUGGCGGACCAUUCCACUUCGUAGAUUCUUUUGGCGCGGAAAAGCUCGUGAACAAGAUGCGAGAAUACGAAAGUGUUUAUGGGAAACCGUUCACUCCCUGUCAAAUGCUUCUGGAUCACGCCAAGACCGGCAAAAAAUUUUUUCCCGAUUCCUAGUGCGCAAAUGAACGAAUGAUGGAUGAGUUGGGUUUAGUGUCAUUCCUGGUUUUGCUAAGUUGAAUCAGUUCCGGCGAAUUUUAAGAGCACGCUGGUUGACUAGAUAUGAUGGGGAAAGUGGCGGAAUGGAUAGUUUUCCGCUUAACCGAGCAAUGCAAUGUACAGCUUUCCAAAAUUUAUUUAUUCUACGUGAGGUGGGUUUAAUCGGAGCAAAUCUCUGACUGGGAACAAAAAGAUAAAGCGAUGGGUGUAUCCAA